UACUUUGGGACACGCAUAGCCGAUUGACAUUUUUGACAGAAUUUGAAUAAUUUUUAUUUUGUUUUUGAUGAAGUAACUAAACUAUAAAGUUCUAAAUCGAAAGAAAAUUUUAAAAUAAAAAUUAAUUUACUUUAAUACGAUUUGUAAUGAAUCGUCACAUUCAGCUGGGCAUAAAAGAGCUCGGUGCUUGCUACCGGAAUGGAACCCUGAAUCCACAAAUCGUGGCCGAUUUCGCUCUUGACGAUGCUGUUAAGCUGAAAUCAUUGAAUGCAUUUAUUCGUCUCAUGCCGGAGAAAGCAUUGCAUCAAGCUAAAGAAUCAACAUUUCGCUUCCAAGAAAACAAAUCGAAGUCACCUCUCGAUGGAGUUACAAUUGCUAUCAAGGAUAACUUCUGUACAAAAGAUGUUCCCACAACUUGUGCCUCAAGAAUGCUUGAGAACUUUAAACCACCAUACAAUGCAACAGUUUGCGAACGGCUCAUGGAUGCCGGUGCUAUUAUCAUUGGUAAAACAAAUCUCGAUCAAUUUGCCAUGGGCUCAGGGACGGUAGAUUCUUUAUUUGGGCCCACUAAGAAUAUAUGGAGUGAGAAUUUGAUGUCUGACGAUGGCUGGCGGAUUACUGGUGGUAGUUCAGGAGGUUCCGCAACUGCUGUAGCUUCUGGAAUUUGCUUUGCUGCUAUCGGCUCUGACACUGGAGGGUCUACUAGGAAUCCAGCAUCGUAUUGCGGCGUAGUGGGAUUGAAACCAACAUACGGAUUAGUCUCACGGCAUGGAUUGAUUCCCCUGGUAAAUUCAAUGGAUGUGCCGGGUAUUUUUACACGUUCUGUUAACGAUUGUGCAUUGGUUCUCAAUGCAAUAGCUGGGCCGGACAAACAUGACUCCACAACACUAAAAACUCCUUUCAAAUAUUUUGACUUACAACCAGAAGAAAAUAUUGAUAAUAUUCGAAUUGGGAUUCCUAAAGAAUAUCACUGCCCAGGUUUGUCAGAGGAUGUGCUAGAGACAUGGACCAAAAUAGCCGAUAUGAUGGAAGAUGGCGGUGCAAAAGUCACGCAGGUAUCUCUGCCAAAUACAUCGUCUUCAAUAUUUGUCUAUUCAAUUCUGAAUCAGUGCGAGGUUAGUAGCAAUAUGGCGCGAUAUGAUGGCAUCGAGUUCGGUCUGCGGGCAGAUGACGAGAGCAGCACAGAACAACUCUAUGCCAAGACAAGAGCUGAAGGGUUCAAUACUGUAGUCAAAACAAGAAUCCUUGCUGGCAAUUUCUUUCUUCUUCGGAAAAACUACGAGAAAUAUUUCGAGAAAGCUUUGAGGGUACGUCGUCUCAUUGCUAAUGACUUUGACCAGGUUUUCCAAUCAACGGAUGUCCUCUUGACACCAACAACACUUAGUGAAGCUCCUCUUUUCAAGGAUUUUUCAUCCCAGUCUAAUCGCGAUCAAUGUGCAAUUCAAGAUUUUUGCACACAGCCCGCCAAUAUGGCAGGUAUUCCAGCGAUUUCUAUUCCUAUUCGACUAUCAAAUAAUGGACUACCAAUUAGUUUGCAAUUAAUGAGCAGAAAGCUGUCAGAAUCGACGCUUCUUAAAGUUGCUGCUUGGAUAGAAGCUCGAGUGGAUUUCAAUUGCUUGGGAAGCAAACAAAUCUACGAAGCUAGAAAAUAAAGUUAUUGCUUUUUUGUUAAGAAAUAUUUAUUACUUAUUCGAAAUAAAAUGAUCGAAACUUU
Eupeodes corollae is the source of this 1714-nucleotide messenger RNA. It is a transcript of the gene GatA, whose product is annotated as glutamyl-tRNA(Gln) amidotransferase subunit A, mitochondrial. Gene Ontology annotation, biological process: mitochondrial translation; glutaminyl-tRNAGln biosynthesis via transamidation. Gene Ontology annotation, cellular component: glutamyl-tRNA(Gln) amidotransferase complex; mitochondrion. Gene Ontology annotation, molecular function: glutaminyl-tRNA synthase (glutamine-hydrolyzing) activity. The coding region runs from base 147 to 1652 and encodes 501 amino acids. NCBI's taxonomy places the organism in Eukaryota, Metazoa, Arthropoda, Insecta, Diptera, Syrphidae. The transcript is spliced from 4 exons. The record is from RefSeq and is a predicted model, not a curated record.